Messenger RNA from Hippoglossus stenolepis (Pacific halibut), 1763 nucleotides. RefSeq names its product noggin-like. The record is from RefSeq and is a predicted model, not a curated record. Lineage: Eukaryota; Metazoa; Chordata; Actinopteri; Pleuronectiformes; Pleuronectidae. The transcript has a single exon. Gene Ontology annotation, biological process: negative regulation of cell differentiation; osteoblast differentiation; dorsal/ventral pattern formation. The coding region runs from base 468 to 1250 and encodes 260 amino acids.
AGCUCCACUUAAUCCAGGUCAAAUCAUGCUUCUUCCUGUCUUGUUUCCUGCUUUGUGUGAAAUAUGUAAACACUUUUUUUUCUGUUCCUAAUUCUGGCAAUCAACACAUUUACAUGAAACCAAACCAAAGUAGAGCCGUGCUGUAUUUUUUUUCACUCUGGUGAGUUAGAGCCUUGAAGGAGAAGUGGGAGCUUCGGUUGGGCUCUGGCCAUACUUCAUAAUACGCCUGCUGUUUGUGUGAUAAGGCCAUCAUUUUCAGUAUGUUGUUGGUUAAGAGCUCAAGGAUGUCUGGUGUUGAGUACACUGAGUCCCUGAAGCAGCCAGAGGAAGAUUAGAGGAACGAUUUUUACAUUCCUCUGUUUAAUCAUACAGACACAGGAUCAUGUCUGGAGCAUUCAACUGUGUCUGUCUCUGCUGGAUUUUCUGUGUCCCUCCUUCUACAUGGAUUUGAAGCUCUUACUUCUAAUAUGUCAACACAGAAUCAGCUUUCAAACCCUCAAGACCAGGAGGAUUCACGCUUUGAUUCACCAUUUCUUAUGCUGAGAGCCAGUCUCCUGUCCUUCUCGCAGCCAAUGCGUCCAUACACUCUGCUGACAAACAUGGAGGAUUACCAGGACAUGCCCAAACCCAGACACCGCCGGCCUUCUCGCCUCCCGCAUCUUCUUGGAUGCUCUUUCCACCCCUUCUGGACGUCUAUAGAGAAGCCACCUGAGGCCACUGAGGGUGACGGUGAUAGGCGGCUUUUGCUGCAUGGAGACACACCGCCUGGCAAAUCACCCACUAACCUGAAUCCUCCUCCAGAGCUGAAAGAGGCUGCAGCAAACCAUCACCACAAGCUGGAGAAGGAAGCUGCAGGUCUAGAUUUGGGUCCUCUUCCUCCAGAUGUCGCCAGUUCGGUUCGAUCCUGGCUACUACGCUCUGCCACGUGUGAACUAACCUACCAGUGGAAGGACCUGAGCCCAGCUUUCUGGCCUCGCUGGCUGCGGCAGACAGACUGCGAAAGAUCGGACCAAGUGCAAAGUUGCUCCUUUCCCAGUGGAAUGGAGUGUGUGAGACCUCAGACAGCACACAUAAAGAUUCUGGCUUGGCACUGCCUGGAGAUCAGAGACAGAGGUGAUGGAUCUAGAAAGAUUAAGAGCAAAAGGUAUAACGGCAGCGCAGAAGUGGGGACGAGUGAAGCCAUGAAGAGUUGUUUAUGGAGGAAAAUGUCUUCUCCUGUGGUUACAGCAUGUACAUGUUCAUGUAAGUGAAUGUUUCUCUCAUCACCGGCUGCAGCUUGGUUUCAAUAUGCACAAUAUGUAUUUUAUGCUGCUAUUGAGGCACGUUUAAUUAAGUGAGACAUUGCAUGUGCUGUACAUGGCUUUAAGCAGAAUCUAAUAAAUUUCCCUCUGGGAAUUUUUUCUCAGCAACAUCACUUGGCAACCAGACAACCAAUGAGUGGACAAUGUAACGCCUAUCCUUAGUUUAUUGUUUUGUUUUUAUUUGCAUGUGCACUGUUUACUUUUAAAGACAGCAAUCCUGAACAAAUCUAGAGAUGCAUUACAUCAUGAUGCUAUUUUUGAGGGUUACAAGUGUGAAUAAUCAGUUUGUUUUGCUUUGUUUAUAUCUGGAUGAUGAAUUGGAUGGACAGUAAUGUAGGACAGGCAUAUAUAAGCAUCAUGCUUCUGCCUGUGUAUUUUCACUCUCUUUUUACAUAGAAUGUCAACUAUGUGUAUACUAUGUAUAAUGUUUUCAUGACUGAAUAAAAAGAUACUCUACUCUUA